GGAUCCUGAAGAUCGAACACAGGAGGAAACAGGCCAGGCCAACACCAACAGUGGAGGCAGAACCCAGCCCGCUCUCAGCAACUGGACUGGCUUUCCCUACAUCUGUUCCUGGUCACCCAACAGUCCUUACUUCCUGUGCCCUGCGGCCUGGGAGAUAAUUAGCUGGAGAGAGGGAGGUGCUGAUACUGGGCAAGGUCCCACCCAGACGACUCACCAUGCACGCCCACUGCCCGUGGCUCCUCCUGAUUCUGGGACACGCGGCUUCAUACGGCCCAGCAAAAAAAUGGAUCGUUGAACAUCCCGAAACCCUCUUUGCCUGGGAGGGAGCCUGCAUCCGGAUUCCUUGCAAGUACCAAGUGCCCAAAUACGAUCAUACAGAGAUGCGUCUGGACAACAUCCUCCUUUUUCAGCGCUAUCAGUAUGACAGCGGGAAGUUCAAUGGCACUGUCCUGUACAACAACACAAAGACGGGGGACACAGAGACAGAGCUGUACCUGUCUCAACAAGGCAGAGUGACCUUUCUGGGAAACAGAAUAAACAACUGUACCCUGAAAAUCCACCCGAUAUAUGCCAAUGACUCUGGGAAGCUGGGCUUGAGGCUCACCUCAGGGACUGAGAAAUGGAUGGAGGAUAUUAACCUCAAAGUCUCUGAGAGACCGUUCCAACCUGAAAUCGACCUACCAUCAGAAAUCCAGGAAUACCAAAGUGUCACUCUGACUUGUGGACUGAAUUUCACCUGCUUUGGGUAUGAUAUCAACUUGAAGUGGUCCCUGGAAAAGUCUGAGAUCACCCCCAGCAUCUCUUCUGUCACCUCCUCUGUUAAGAAAGUCUCUACACAGAGCAUGCUCACCUUCCAAUCAGAGUGGACGGACAAUGGAAAGAGUGUGACGUGCCAAGUCCAGCACUCCUUCAAAGUACUCUCUGAGAAAACAGUGCAUCUGGAUGUUAAGUACACCCCAAAACUGAAGAUCGAGGUCAAUCCCACAGAGGUCAAGGAGGGCAACUCUGUGACCAUGACGUGCCAGGUUAUCAGCAGCAACCCGAAACUCAGGAAGGCAGUGGUGUCCUGGUUCAAGGAUGGACACCUCCUGCAGGAACAGGAAUGGGAAUGGGAACAGAAGCAGGAACGGGAUCAGACAGCCACGCUGACUCUGCAUCCAGUGACCAAGAACAUGACAGGGAAAUACCAGUGCCAGGCGUCCAACGUCGUAGGCCAAGGCCAGUCGGAAGAAGUGGCACUCACGGUGCUAUAUGCUCCAGAGCCCUCCAGGGUUCACAUCUACCACUCACCCGCUGAAGAGGGACAGUCCAUUGAGCUGAUUUGUGAGUCACUGGCCAGUCCGAGGGCCACAAACUACACCUGGUAUCACAACGGGAAAGCCGUACUUGGAAACACCCAAGAGAAGCUCCAGAUCCCUGAAGUCUCCCUGUGGCAUGCUGGGAGUUACUCUUGCUUGGCAGAGAACAAUCUGGGUCGUGGACAGAUUGACCAGGAAGCUGAACUGGAUGUACAUUAUACUCCCAAGAAUGUAACCACAGUGAUUCAAAGCUUCACACCAAUUCGGGAAGGAGACAGUGUGACCCUGGUCUGUAGGUACAACUCCAGCAAUCCAGUUGCCACCUCCUACAAAUGGAGCCCUCCGGGUUCUGGGAGUGAGCUCAAACCCGGAGUACUGAAGAUUCAGAAAGUGACAUGGAAUGCCAUGCCUGUCAAAUGUGCCGCCUGUAACUACGAUUGUUCGUGGGCCUUGCCUGUCAGCCUGAAUGUUCACUACGCCCCCAGAGCCGUGAAGGUACUGAAAGUGAGCCCCACCUCAGAGAUCCACGCCGGGCAGCGUGUCCUCCUCCAGUGCGUCUUCUCGGGGAGCCACCCGGCAGAGGUCCGCUUCUUCUGGAAGAAGAAUGGGAGUCUCGUGCAGGAAGGGAGAGACCUGAGCUUCAGCUCCAUCUCUCCAGAAGAUUCUGGAAAUUAUAACUGCGUGGUUAACAACUCCAUCGGAGAGACCUCGUCACAGGCCUGGAGCCUGCGAGUGCUGUAUGCUCCUCGGCGGCUGCGUGUGUCCAUCAGCCCCAGGGACAGCGUGAUGGAGGGGAAGAAGGCCACCUUGUCCUGUGAGAGUGACGCCAACCCGGCCAUCUUUCAGUACACCUGGUUUGACUCCAGAGGCCAAGACCUCCACUUCUCGGGCCAGACACUGAGACUGGAACCCCUGAGGGUCCAACACUCGGGUUCCUACCGCUGCCAAGGGACCAAUGAGCUAGGCGUGGGAGAGUCACCACCCACCACCCUCACCGUCUACUACAGUCCAGAGACCAUCGGCAAGCGUGUCGCCUUGGGACUAGGGUUCUGCCUGGCUAUCUGCAUCCUGGCCAUCUGGGGGAUGAAAAUCCAGAAAAAAUGGAAGCACAACCGGAACCAGCAGGGGCUUCAGGAAAAUUCCAGUGGCCAGAGCUUUUUUGUAAGGAACAAAAAGGCUAGAAGGAACCCUCUCUCAGAAGGCCCCCAAUCCCAGGGAUGCUACAAUCUGGCCAUGGAUGACACCGUGAGUUACGCCGUCUUGCGCUUUCCAGAGAGCGACCCACACAGCUCUGGAGAUGCAGGGACCCCAGCAACACAGGGUCCUCCUCCAAACGACGAUGACAAUGGCGACACAGUCACUUACUCGGUGGUACAGAAGCGGCACAUGGGUGACUAUGAGAAUGUGAGUCCAAGCUGCCCCGAGGAUGAGAGCAUCCAUUACUCAGAGCUGGUUCGGUUUGGGGCUGGCACACGGCCCCAGGCAAAGGAAGAGGUAGACUACGUGACCCUCAAGCACUGAGGUGGGCAGUGGCUGCAGCAGCAGGUUCUGGAGCCUGAAGAAGACAAUAACUUCUUCAGCUGCUGCGGCUCGGCUGCACAGGCACAGGCAGCUCCUGGGCACACACGCAGGCGCGCAUGCCUGCACGGUCAUCUAAACACCUGUGUCUGACCAGACCUAGCCAGCCUUCUCUGUACUGGUGAUCCUCCCCCUUCUCCUACGCCAGGCACCCACCACCCUCUGCUCCACCCGGGAGCCUCGCUUCAGCUGGAUGUGUUCCUGAUGCGAUUCACUAGGACCGUCAUUAACAUUUCUUCUUCCCCUUGAUACUUCACCCCACUCACUAUUCUUACUACCCGCUUUCUGGCCCUGGAGAGAAAUCCCCAGGAAGGACAAAAGUAAGGAAGCAAGAGGCACUGUCCCCAGCUGCCUUUUACUACCAAGAUGUCUUCAAGUGAGCCGAAACUUCUGUGGAGAUGGUGCCUUCCCUCAGGGGCCCUGGACGCUGAGCAGACGGAACGACAUGGAUAUAUAUAAAAAAAAUUCACUAAAUGCUUCAUACUAAAAAUGGCACAGCCGUCACUUGAAUUAUUCUGUGUUGGUGAUUGGUGUGAUUAGACUGGAAACCUAGAGACUGGAAUGGCCCCUUGGAUCCUGGAGGGAGGGGAAGAGACUCAGGGUAACAUCAGGGUCCCUAGGGGCACCGUUGUCUUGCAGUGUUGGUAUUCAACUGAGGGCUUCAUGCAUGCCAGGGGUGGUGGUUUGUAUAUACUUGGCCUAGGGAGUGGCACUAUUAGGAGGUGUGGCCUUGUUGGAGUAGGCGUGUCACUGUGGGCACGGGCUUUAGCCAGUCUUCUCCUAGCAGCUUUCAGAUGAAGAUGCAGAACUCUCAAGUUCCUCCUGCUCCAUGCCUGCCUGGAUGCUGCCAUGCUCCCACCUUGAUGAUAAUAGACUGAACCUGUAAAUCAGCCCAAAUUAAAUGCUGUUCUUUAUAAGA
Apodemus sylvaticus (European woodmouse) is the source of this 3795-nucleotide messenger RNA. It is a transcript of the gene Cd22, whose product is annotated as CD22 molecule. The record is from RefSeq and is a predicted model, not a curated record. The transcript has 15 exons. Lineage: Eukaryota; Metazoa; Chordata; Mammalia; Rodentia; Muridae. The coding region runs from base 216 to 2819 and encodes 867 amino acids.